Messenger RNA from Megalops cyprinoides (Indo-Pacific tarpon), 3567 nucleotides. RefSeq names its product phosphatidylinositol-4,5-bisphosphate 3-kinase, catalytic subunit gamma (gene pik3cg). Gene Ontology annotation, biological process: phosphatidylinositol-mediated signaling; phosphatidylinositol-3-phosphate biosynthetic process; cell migration. Gene Ontology annotation, molecular function: 1-phosphatidylinositol-3-kinase activity; 1-phosphatidylinositol-4-phosphate 3-kinase activity. The record is from RefSeq and is a predicted model, not a curated record. The transcript is spliced from 11 exons. Gene Ontology annotation, cellular component: plasma membrane; cytoplasm; phosphatidylinositol 3-kinase complex, class IA. NCBI's taxonomy places the organism in Eukaryota, Metazoa, Chordata, Actinopteri, Elopiformes, Megalopidae. Bases 141 to 3458 code for a protein of 1105 amino acids.
GUUUGAAACAGACGGAAAACCACAUAGCUUCUUUUUCGAUAAUCUGGUUUUUAUUUAGCUGCAUAAAUGCCGAAAACUCUUCAAUUCAAGCACUUUUGGUGGCUUCUGUCCUGUUUGUGCUGCUGAGCGACACCCUGGUUAUGGAACAGCACGUAAGUGAUGAUGAGCAGCCUGUGGUUUUAAGAGAAGAAAACAAGAGGAGGAGGAGGAAGAUGAAAGCCUUUAUCUCCAGUUCGUCAGUAGCUAUGGAUCAGAUAGCCAUCGAGUUUGUGCUCCCCACCACCUCCAAGACUGGGAAGAGCCCAGACGUGCUGCAGCUGGACAUAGCAGGGAACUGCACAGUUGAGCAGGUCAAGACUCAGGUGUGGCUGAAAGCUGUCGCUACCAACCUGUGCCCUGAGUUCUACCAGAAGUACACCCCUGAUCACUGCAUUCUGCUUUACCAAAAGAAGGGUAACUGGUGUGAAAUUUAUGACAAGCACCAGGUAUUCCAGACACUUGACUGCAUACGCUACUGGAAAGCACUAAAGAGGGACCAGGGCAGGAUUCACCUAGCCACUAGACCACAGCCCACUGAGGAGUCCAUUCAGUACCAGAAGUUCUUGAACUACCUGAUCGGAUAUGAUGUCACUGAUGUAAGCAAUGUGCAUGACGAUGAGCUGGAGUUCACCCGCCGAAAGUUACUGACCCCCCGGAAAAACGAGCUCUCAGACAGAGACGCCAGACUUUACUCAAUGGAUCCCUGGAUAAGCUCAAAGCCCCUUCCGGACUACCUGCUCAGCAAGAUCAGCAAUAACAACAUUCUUCUAGUCAUACACACCAGCAGCUCCAGUCAGACUAUCAAGGUAUCGAUUGAUGACACACCCAUCCAGGUUCUUCAGAGCUUCUUCACCAAGAUUGCCAAGAAGAGGGCGCUCUUGGGUAUUGCUGAGGAUGUCAGCGAGUCCGAUUUUGUCCUGAGAGUUUGCGGCAGGGAGGAGUACAUUUUCGGGAACCAUGCCAUCAAAGACUUCCAUUGGGUGAGGCAGUGUCUGAAGAAUGGGGACGAGAUCCACCUGGUGCUGGAGACACCUCCAAACCCUGGGCAGGACGUGGUGCACAAGGAAGACUGGUCCCUGGUGGACGACCGCACUGGUGUGGCAGGGUCCCACGAGCAGCUGACCAUUGACGAAAAAGACCAUGAGAAAGUCUUUACCAUCUCGCUCUGGGACUGCAACCGAAGGUUUCGAGUCAAGAUCCUGGGCAUUGAUAUUCCUGUUCUGCCACGCAAUUCAGAGCUGAUUGUUUUUGUGGAGGCCAGCAUAUUCCAUGGACAGCAGCUGCUGGCCCAGGAGCGGACAUCCUCCAAGCCCUUCACCGAGGAAGUGCUCUGGAACACUUGGCUGGAGUUCAACAUCAAGAUGAAAGACAUUCCUAAAGGAGCCAGGCUGAGCCUGCAGGUGUCCUGUGGCAAGGCCCAAGCCCAGACUUCCAAGGGGAGCUACCCAGACAGCACAAACUAUGAAGGUAAGACUAAGAACCGCCUGCUGUACUAUGUAAAUCUGUUGCUGGUGGACCACCGCUGGCUCCUCAGGCAGGGCGAGUACAUCCUUCACAUGUGGAAGAUGCCAGAGAAAAGCGAAGACAACAGUAGCGUCAACGCCGACAAGCUCACCUCUGCCACCAACCCGGACAAGACCAACUCCAUGGCCAUCGCCAUCAUGCUGGACAAGUACUGUUACCCCAUCGCUCUGCCCAAAUGUCGCGAAGCCCAAGAGGCAGAAGGGGAGAGAGGGCACAGGGAAAUGCCCAACCACCUGCGAAAGCAGUUCGACCAGAUUAUAGCCACAGACCCGCUACACCCGCUUAGCCCAGAGGACAAGGAGCUGCUCUGGCACUUCAAGCACGAAUGCAUGAGGAUUCCCAAGGCCUACCCAAAAUUCCUUAGCUCAGUGAAGUGGGGAAAGCAGGAGGCAGUGACGGCUACACACCAGCUGCUGGAGAAAAGUGACACCUGGGACCGUAGCUCACUGGAUGUGGGCCUCGCUAUGCAACUGCUUGACUGCAACUUCUCUGAUGCCAAUGUGCGUACCAUGGCUGUCAGGAAGCUGGAGACGCUGGCCGAUGAUGACGUCCUUAGAUACCUUCUACAGCUUGUACAGGCUGUGAAAUUUGAACCAUACCAUGACAGUGCCUUAGCCAGAUUCUUACUGAAACGUGCUCUGAGGAGCAAGCGGAUCGGCCACUUCCUGUUUUGGUUCCUGCGCAGUGAGAUCGCUCAGUCCAUGCACUACCAGCAGCGAUACGCCGUCAUCCUGGAGGCCUACCUGCGCGGCUGCGGCGACGCCAUGCUGCAGGACUUCAGGAAGCAGGUGGAGAUGACCGAGGCCCUGCAGAAGGUGACGCGCGAGAUCAAGGCCAUGUCUGCUGAAAAGUACGACGUGUCCAUGCAAGUUGUAUUUCAGCUGCGGCAGAAGCUUGAGAACUUACAAACGUCAGGCCUGCCAGAGGGCUUCAGAGUUCCCUACGACCCAGGCCUGAGAGCUGGAGCACUGGUGAUUGAGCAGUGCAAAGUGAUGGCUUCCAAGAAGAAGCCCCUGUGGCUGCAAUUCAAGCGGGCUGACCCCACCACGCGGUCCAGCGACACCAUCGGGAUCAUCUUUAAGGACGGGGACGACCUGCGCCAGGACAUGCUCAUUUUGCAGAUUCUGGUGAUAAUGGAAUCUAUAUGGGAAGCGGAGUCUUUGGAUUUAUCUUUGUUGCCAUAUGGUUGCAUUUCAACUGGAAAUAAAAUAGGGAUGAUCGAGAUAGUGAAGGAUGCCACCACCAUCGCCAACAUCCAGCAGAGCACUGUGGGAAACACCGGUGCCUUUAAAGAUGAGAUCCUCAACCAAUGGCUGCGAGACAAGUGUUUAACGGAGGACAGGUUUCAGCAGGCUGUCGAGCGUUUUGUGUACUCCUGUGGGGGUUACUGUGUGGCCACCUAUGUCCUGGGUAUCGGAGACCGACACAAUGACAACAUAAUGAUCACAGAAUCAGGUAAUCUUUUCCACAUUGAUUUUGGACACAUCCUUGGAAAUUACAAGAGCUUCUUGGGUAUCAGCAAGGAGAGGGUCCCGUUUGUAUUGACGCCAGACUUCCUGUAUGUCAUGGCGACCACAGGGAAGAAAACCAGCCCCCAUUUCCAGAAAUUUCAGGAUGUGUGCGUGAAGGCCUACCUGGCUCUGCGGCACCACACCAACCUGCUGAUCAUCCUGUUCUCCAUGAUGCUGAUGACCGGCAUGCCGCAGCUGACCAGCAAGGAGGACAUCGAGUACAUCCGCGAGGCGCUGACCGUGGGCCGCUCUGAGGAGGAAGCGCAGCGCCACUUCCUGGACCAGAUCGAGAUCUGCAGGGACAAGGGCUGGACCGUGCAGUUCAACUGGUUCCUGCACUUGGUGCUGGGCAUCAAACAAGGAGUGGAAAAGCGGUCAGCAUAACGUUCCAUUUAAGCACUGACUGUUUUUUCUUUUUUUGCUCUCCAUCUGUCUGGCUGUCACCUUCACUCUGGUCUCAGAGAGGAUUAAGUACUUUCCUGGCUUCAUAAAA